AUGCAAGCCAAUAGUUUGAAUGAACGUAUGCAUCUGCUUGUGGAAGAAUAUUCUAUGUCUGGUCACCUGGACAACAUCACUCAGGUCAUGAGUUUACACACUCAGUACCUGGAGUCUUUUCUUCGCAGUCAAUUUUACAUGUUGCGUGUGGAUGGUCCUCUUCCUUUGCCCUACCGGCACUACAUAGCAAUCAUGGCUGCUGCCAGGCACCAAUGUUCCUACCUAAUAAAUACACAUGUGGAAGAGUUUCUGAAGACUGGAGGGAUACCAGAAUGGCUGAAUGGCUUAGAGUACAUUCCUCAAAGGCUGAAAAAUCUGAACGAAAUCAACAAGCUGCUUGCACACCGACCUUGGCUGGUUUCCAAAGAGCACAUUCAGAAACUUGUUAAGACAGGGGAAAAUAAUUGGUCUCUUCCUGAACUGGUGCAUGCUGUGGUCCUUUUGGCACAUUAUCACGCUCUGGCAAGUUUUGUCUUUGGUAGUGGCAUCAACCCAGAGAGGGAUUUUGGUACCUCAAACGGCUACCGGCUCAUAUCGGUUAACAACUUCUGCGUCUGUGAUCUCGCCAAUGACAACAACAUUGAAAACGCAUCCCUCAAGAGUAACAGCUUUGGGCUCUCCGAUUCAUUAAGUGAGCUGGAGGCCUUGAUGGACAGAAUGAAGAGGCUGCAGGAGGAGGAGGAGACUUCCCCAGAAGAGAUGGAUACAUGCUUUGAAAAAGAAAAGUCAGAGAGCCUACUAGUUGUUACCGAAGCAUUUGAUGAUGAAUUAGUUUCCAUGGCAGAUGUUUCCCGCUACGUUGAAGACCCUGGAUUUGGUUACAAAGAUUUUGCAAGACGGGGGGAAGAACAUCUUCCAACAUUUCGAGCCCAGGACUACACCUGGGAAAAUCAUGGAUUCUCCCUUGUGAACAGACUGUAUUCUGAUAUUGGGCAUCUCCUGGAUGAGAAAUUCCGGAUGGUCUACAACCUCACCUACAAUACCAUGGCCAGCCGUGAAGAUGUUGACACCACAAUGUUAAGAAGAGCUUUAUUUAAUUAUGUUCACUGUAUGUUUGGCAUCAGAUACGAUGACUAUGAUUACGGCGAAGUUAAUCAGUUACUUGAACGGAACCUGAAGAUUUACAUUAAGACAGUGACCUGCUACCCAGAGAGAACUACCAAGCGCAUGUACGACAGCUACUGGCGCCAGUUCAAGCACUCAGAAAAGGUCCACGUGAAUCUUCUUCUGAUGGAGGCUCGCAUGCAGGCUGAACUGCUCUACGCCCUUCGUGCCAUCACCCGUCACUUGACCUGACGGGCCGACACAGUUGUAUGUGCAAAGCUUCCAAAUAAGACGAGCAGUAAAAUGCUGCCUGUGGGGUAGCAUCCGGCUACUGGAUUCCGUAGUGUUGAAAGCUGAAGCUGUGUGUCUGGCAGCUGUUACCGUGCAAUGAUCUCUCGCUCUUUCCUCUGUCUGUCUAUAUAUUUCUCGAUGCUUAACUUUACUAGCGAUAGCAAACAUAACACUGUGGAACACUGCUUCUGAAGUGGUUUCCCAUCGAAGUAUUGCUCGCAAACCCUACGCUGGUUUGCUAUCACUGAUUCUUUGCUGUUUUUUCUUGCGCUCGGAAUUAAAACUUUUAAAAUGUGUCUUUUGAGGUUCCAGCUAUCCCACCCAGUCUCUCCUGUAGACAGUAUCCUGCACGGGAUUGUCUUUCUCUUCUCCCUCUCUUCCUUUUAGCUCUUUCCUAAAUACAGUAUAUGCUAUGUUUUAAGCUGAAUUGCUCAGCUAGCUUAUUCUUACAUAAUUCCUAGAAAUGUAAUUCUUCAGCAGUAAUUUGGAGGUCACGUGAAAUGAAUGCAACUGUUAUGCCUGCGUUUUUGAAGAAAAAUGUGAAAGCAACUGCUGCAAAUCCUGCGGCAUGCUACUGAGACACAGCAUUGGAAUACUUUUUUCUGAAUGCAGUGGUUCUUCCCAUAUCCAUUUCAACUGUACAGGUUCAGGGAUUGCCUUAUCCUCUUUGGCCUACGAUUGUUUGCUUUUUGCCCCUCCAAGUGCACGGAGGUUCUUUGCAACCCAAGUCAGCAACUCGGUUUAACUUGGCAUAUGGGAAUUUUUUACCAAGUCACUUUAUAACAUUUUAAAACUUUAACUGGUUCAUAGAUCAGGCAGCACUGCAGGGUGUGGAAGUUCAACACAUGCUGCCUGAUCAAAAGGAAAAAAAAAUCUGCACAAGUUCCCCCCCCCCAAUGGGAAAGUUUGGUCUUGUGCUAAGUCAGACCACUGGAGAGUUGAGACCAGUCCUGUUCUACUCUUCAGCUUCUCCAAACCUUGUGCAUUUGAAGCAUGGAUUCUCUUGCUGAUCUGUAGCUGCUUCCCUGAAAGUUUUAUGUGGUGCUGCCUUCUGUUGGGUCAGAUCUUUGAUCCAUCUUGCCCAGUAUCACUAGUUCUGGUUGGCAGUCGUUCCAUUAGAAUCUCAGGUAAGCAUCUUUAAUUCCCUUAUAACUUGAGAUCGUUUCACUAGAGAUGCCAAGACCCCUUUUACAAGCAAAGAAAGUGCUUUCCCAUGAAGUUACAGCUUCUUCCACUGCUGUUUCUUUUUUUAAAAAAUGAUUAUAUAAGAGUAAUUAGAGUGGUGUUCAAUUCAAGCUUUAGAAAUUUGAUUCCGGUUGUAUUUCCCUGAGUGGUAGUGUCAGAGCAGGGUUUUUUAUAUAUAUAUUUUAAAGCUAUGAAUCAUGUUUCUGUGUGUUGUCAUGAGUGAACAAAGGAAGUGCAAUAUUUGAGCAGAAAGGCAAGUUUUUCCCUAACAAACUUCCUGCUGAAAAGUCCCGUUCAAAAUGGCUGGAGAACAGCUGUUUGUUCCUUCCCAAACAUUGCUACUACCCUUGGCUUGCUUGCCUUGAACAAUCAGCUACUCUUACAUUGCCAAAGCAUCUAUUAAAUAAAACUGGGGUGGAGCACACAUCCCCAUACACUUCUGUGGAACCUUGGUUCCUUCCAGUGGAGACCCCAGUGUGAGUUUCAGAGAAGUGAAUGGCAAAUGUGCCACAGUCACUUUGAUUAGGUGGUUCCCAUUGGCAGGUGGCCUUUUUGAGGAAAAGAUGUGAAUUGCCAAAAAAGAUCCCGUCUCUGUGGUGCCUGAGCACACUGUUACAGUUUUAGAGCACAAGAUAUCAGUGUUUUUAUAGCUUUAAGUGUGUUAUGUUGAAUUUCAGCGAAGUGCCUGAAUACUGACCCACUGAGACAGUGACUUUUCAGUUAUGGGCCCAUUCCAGGGAACGUUAGUCAUAGCUGAGUCCCACUGAAAUCUAAGCUGCUUUGGCCCAACUGUGACUGUCUUGUCAAAGUCGACAACUUGCCCACUGCCUUUGAGUGGACGUACUCUACCAAUAUUAUCUAAUCACUGACCAACAUUUUGGCAACAAGAUUCAGUUGUGACUAACAUCUGCUGGACUUGUUUUGAAGUAGACUUCUCCCUCACCCACCCACCCCUUAAGACUGACUUCAGUUUGUUUUUCUAUGCUUUGGAAAUGAACGAAAUGGGUUUUCUUUUAUUCUAAAUGAGCUGUAGAAAGCAAUAUAGAAUCAUUUUGAAAAAACUGAAAGAUUUUCAUAAUGGUUUGUUUUAUAAGAGUGAUUUUGAAAGUCUUUCCAUGUAAAAACAAAACAAAACAAAAUACAAAAAUGACCAGACCAGGGUUAUUUUGUUGAAAUUUUUAAAACUUAAUUCUUUCCUCUUCUAUUACUGUUGUGAUAGGAUGUUGUUCUCCUACCCCUCUUCCCCCUUUCAGAUGUUGAAAUGAUUGUUCACUUUCCUGUACAGAGUUUUCUGUAUGUCAAACUAUAAGCUAUUUUUGAUAUCAACAUUCUCUGGGGAUACAUUUACACUACAGAUUUCUGUCAGCUGCAUCAAUUGCACUGUUGUGGCUUCUCUUAAAGAAAUCUAGAAAUCCUAAUUUGAGGAGAGCAUUUAGAGUUCUCUGUAAAACUAAUUUUUUAAAAAAAUCUUGUGCUCCCCAUCCACCCUAAGCAUUAUCUCCCUCUUGGUGUUAUCCUUUUUGCAGUUCUGCCCUUGGGAAGAAAUUCAGUUGAAUGGAGUCAGCUGUUAAAUUAGAGCUGCCCUGUGGCAAGAACGGGGCCAUUCUGUGUGGGAGGCACCAACCACACACCAACCUAAGCUGAGUUGGCUGCCACUUGACAAACUUUUCCAGUCCUCCCUCCUUUGCAGGUACAGAUGGCACAGGAAUUUCAUAUGCAAAGAGAAAAGUCUCUCGGUUGUUUUGCUAUGGUAAAAGUCGGGCACGUGUUCUUCUCUCGGCAUAGGUUUGCUGUGUCCAGAAUCUCACUGAACCAGCGGAAGAGUUGAGCACACUUACAGGGAUCAGUGCCAUUUUUAGCUUUGAGUGAACUCUGGCUUUGAACUAGAGCCAUUAUGGAGGCGGAGAAAAAGCUAGUGAGAACUAGUCUCCCAGCCCUAAAGCAGCAGAGUAACUGCUGGAGAGAAAAGGGAGGUAGAAGAGGGGACUGAUGUCUUUCCCUGCAUCUCUCUCCUCUUUGCUUUGUAUUCUCAAUCAGGUUCUCUCCUGUUUGUCACUAGACGAGAAGGGACACUGGGAGGAAUAGCAAUCUCUGGGGGAGGUGGGCAGCAUAUAAAUUUAAUAAUAAAUAAAGUGAUGGAAGGUUAAAGCAUCCUUUGUCCUACUGCUCUACAGAUGAUUUGGUUUGUCUUAACAGGAAUGGUUACAUAGGUGAUCUGGUCCGUGUUUUGAUUAUAAGAGAUUUAAUUUUCCUUUCAGAGGGAGGUGGAAUUGUUUUCUUUUUAAUAGAAACCGGUGUUCUAAAUGCAGAAGCAGCAAUGUCUUUUCUUGUAAAAGUUUCCUUUUAUUAUAACGGAAGAGUCAUCUUGCCAAGAGGCAAAUAGGCUUUACAUUUCUAAGACUUUGUUUACUUUUUCUUUCCUUGGUGAAAUAUCUAACUUCUAAAUUCAUUAAUGGAAGCAAAUGUUUGAUUUCACUGGGUGCCAGAUCUGCAUUUGGCACUCAAGGUUGAAGCCUGCUCUUUGAAAAUUAGGGUUUUUCCUUAGAAAUAGAAUGGCAAGUCUGAACGUUAUAAAAAUGUUUCCAAGGUAGUAAGUUCAGACUAGUAUGAUUUGGUGUGGUCAAGUAGAGUGGUUAGAUUUAUAUACUUAAAUAAGUUGGAGUUACGUCUCUGUUUUUACAUGCUGAACAUUCAGAAUAGACAUCCAUUUUUACUUUGUUUUUUAUCUGAUUUAUUGCUUAAGCUCACACGUGUGCCAAACUAUAAAUGUGCAAAAAAAAGAGGGGGAGGGAAGCACAUGUGAAAGAAUCAACAUUUAUGUAUUAAAAUCUAACACAAUUGUUUGUUGCAUAGGCAUAGUUUUCUGUUUUGCUUCUGUUACUGUGGCUUUAGUUGUCAGUAGCUGGUGGCCCAUGGACCAAAAUCUGUCCCACUAUCAGCCAAGGGGCAAACAAGAGCUGCAAGUCGGACUGUCAACAGUAAUAUCACUCUGGAGAGGAGGGUUGAGGAACCUGUGGCCUUCCAGAAGUUGCUGGACUACAGUCCCCAGCAUUGUGCACAUGUAGGUGGAGUUAGAAGUAGCAUCUGAACAACUUCUGGAGAUUCAUGUUUUCUUCCCUUGUUGAAGAGCUAGGCAGUACAGCAAACUUCCCCAAGUGUAGGGAGGGCAGAAGUUGAGGUUUUGGCUCUAGAUAGGACAUAAUAAGGCCCUCAAGCAUUUGUUCAUUUGUUCUGCUGUAUUGUUUGGGCAAAACCUAAAUUGGGUGAUUUCAUAAUUUCUCCCCCCACCUCAGUUUUUAUCAGCUGUAUUGAGUUCAUACAGAGAGAUGGGUCAACAAUUGCAGUUGGCCAAGAGAUAGUAUCUGAGUAAGGGGAAAGAAUUAUAACUUGAAUUUCUAACUCCCAGGCAUAGGAAAUGCUUAUAUGUGGCAAACCCCAGGUACUAAUCCCAGACAAGAGUUGGGACAAAACGGAGUGCAAAAUCUACUGUGCAAAAAUCCUCUGCAUACUUACUUUGAAGUAACUUCCCCUGCCUAAGUAGGCACAGGACUGCAGCCCAGAUCCAGUUGUGAUUUUGGGGAGGGGGGGAGGGUGCUUGGUUUUUUCCCAGCAUGUUUUAUUUUUGUUCUUUUGUGAGAUUAGUAUCUGGGGAGUUGUGAUGAAAAGUAUCUGCACAGGAAAUAGGAUAUAUUCAUAGGCUAAAUGGAAGCAGCUAAUCUCUGCAUGAUGAGAACCCAGAUUCUGCAACUGGAAUUUGUUGUUGUUG
Molecule: messenger RNA, 6286 nt
Organism: Python bivittatus (Burmese python)
Lineage: Eukaryota; Metazoa; Chordata; Lepidosauria; Squamata; Pythonidae
Source: RefSeq, a predicted model, not a curated record